GAAGGGUUUUCUCACAGAUUUCUCUUUUGUUUAUUACAUGGAGUUUUUUUGGGCUUUUUUCUUGUUCUGUGAGUCUCUCUCUACGUGCGUUAAAUUCUUUCAUGUCUUGGGUUUAUGUGACCGAUUUUCUCUUUCUUGUUAGUUCUAAGGGGGAUGAUUUUUGUGUGAAAUCUUAAAUUAAACAAUACGGGGCUUAAUUUAUUAUACUUCUGUUGCUUGAUUAUGAUGAGUUGUGAAUUUGUGUAUUACAGUUUUGAAACGUUUUAUCCCCUAUCUUGAUGGGCUUGGGAGAAGGUGAUAUGUUAAAUAUCGUGUUGAUGUUCAGAUUUCGUGUUUCCUGGAGAUUUUGAUGCUUCAUGAAUUCUUUAUGUGAAAAUAAGGAUUAUACUUGUAGGUGGUGCAGCUUGUUUUUUGGUUUCAAGAUCAGAGCUAUGGUUUCUUGUUAUCUACCCCUUAUAAUUUCCAUUUGUUGUACUAAAUUUGGAUUUUUGAAGCUUUGCUGUGCCAAAAUAGAAUCUUUAAAAGAGAGAGAUCGGCCGGCAUCGGUGUUAAGGACCAAGCUGAAGUUAUUACGCCAUGCACCAAAGCUGUAAGAAGUCUGAAUCGAACUAAAUGGCCACAGAACAAUAUCUCCCGGAGGCUACAGUACAAAGUGAUUAUAAUGACGAAAAAUCUGCAUUAGAGAAAUGGAAAUCGUUAUCUUCUCCAGAAGACGAGUCUGAAACUAAUAUUUCUGGUGGUUUUGAAUGUAACAUAUGCUUGGACUUAGUGCAAGAUCCAGUGGUUACCUUCUGUGGCCACCUCUAUUGUUGGCCCUGUAUCUACCGGUGGAUCAGUUUACAGAAUGCCUCUUCUGAAAAGCCUGAACAUGAGCAUUCACAAUGUCCUGUCUGCAAAGCAGAGAUCUCACCGAAAACCUUAAUUCCACUCUAUGGCCGUGGAAACAAUAAGAACCCAUAUAAAGACAAAGUUUCACAUCUUGGUAUUCUCAUACCACAAAGGCCUCCGAGUCCUAGAUGUGGCGGUAACAUGCAAAUCCCGACCACUAGCCUCGGGGAAUCACAUCCGGUUCGGCAACUUCAUCAUCAAAACUAUGAACAGUCUCGACCAUAUCAGCCCUACUCUCAGAACUAUGCAGCUUCACCUGUGCUUCCGAAUGGUGUCAUGACAACAAAUUUGAUUGAUCCGAUGAUAGGAAUGUUUGGCGAAAUGGUCUACUCGAGGAUUUUUGGGAAUUCGGAGACGACUUUAUACGCUUAUCCGAAUUCUUAUCGUCUAGAAGGUAGCAGUAGUCCUAGGCUAAGAAGACAUAUGAUCCAAACUGAUAAAUCCCUCAGCAGAGUUUGCUUUUUCCUUUGGUGUUGUGUGACGUUAUGUCUCAUAUUAUUCUGAACAAUUUUCUCCUUUCUUGUGGUCCAUUUUGUACUUGUAAAAAUUCUAUGUGGCACUUGAUCAGUACAACAACUCGGCUUACUUUGAUAAAUGUUGAGAGUUAUUACAUCUUUGGUGCUGAUAUAUGUUUGUAAUGUCAAACAUUUGAUUUCAUCUGCUUUGGGAAUUACUAAGUGGAAUGGAAUCGUGUGUGCUGUUUAAUUAAUAAGAGUACUUUGUUUUGUACA
Olea europaea var. sylvestris is the source of this 1619-nucleotide messenger RNA. Its product is annotated as E3 ubiquitin-protein ligase RMA1H1-like. Gene Ontology annotation, biological process: ubiquitin-dependent protein catabolic process. The transcript is spliced from 2 exons. The record is from RefSeq and is a predicted model, not a curated record. NCBI's taxonomy places the organism in Eukaryota, Viridiplantae, Streptophyta, Magnoliopsida, Lamiales, Oleaceae. Bases 613 to 1392 code for a protein of 259 amino acids. Gene Ontology annotation, cellular component: endoplasmic reticulum. Gene Ontology annotation, molecular function: ubiquitin protein ligase activity; metal ion binding; ubiquitin-like protein conjugating enzyme binding.